UCGUCUCGGUGACGCGCCUCGUGGUGCACAUGGAGCUUAUUGAGGAGACGGGCAGAGGAUGAUGAUGAAGAUGAUUGAGCAGCGCGUGGGGGGUUGCGCGAGGCGACAAUCAGUCAAUCAAUCAAUCAAUUGAUUUGGCACAAUCAGCCUUUUACCAGCGUGAUGCAGCUUGUGGACGGACAGACGGAUGCGCGCGCAGGUGGUCCAGGGCGCUGUCCUCUUCCAGCAGAGCGGACCAGCUGAGUGUUGGAGGCAGACGGAAGGAACGUUCUGGAUGAUAUGCACACAGGAAGUGGAACUCUCCUCAGGUGAGAGAUUUAAUCAGUGAGGACGAAGGAACACGGAGUCACAUGGGAGAGGCUAGCAAUGGAGGUCAAAGGUGAACUCAUCCCAGCACCUGCAGUGGUCACAUGCUGGGAUAGGAAGCAGAGGGAGCGCAUGGUGGAGCUACAGGAGAGGAGGCGGAGCCUGCAGGCGUUGCUCAGCGUACGAUUGGCUGAGCUGAGGCGCAUGUGUCUGCAGGAGGCGGAGCUGACAGGUGCGCUGCCCGCUGACUUCCCCUUGGCGAGCGGGGAGAAACCCCCGUGUGUGAGGCGAAGGGGUGGGGGCUCGCGGCAGACAAACAGGAAGUGCAGGGUAGAGGAGGAAGAUGGUCAACGUGUGAGGUCGAAAAAAACUUUAUUUAGCGGAGCGCUGAGAAAACACAAUGACCGUGAACACAACACACAGACACAGCAUGGCAAGAUGACCGUGCAUAGAGGCUGCCAUACUGAUGAUACAGUGAGGUCAGAAAGUAGUUCCACGUCUGAAUCUACUGGACACGACAACGAUGAGUUUGCGGCUCAAAGUCGCCCCCUGUUGGUGGCUGCUGGUUCUCCAGUGGAGCUGUUUUACCCCAGCAAACCCAGAAGGAGUUCAUUGUGUAACAGGCCUGAGCAUCCAGAGGUUCUUCAGAGCCACAGACCCCUCCUACUCCAGCCCCCGCCCCCUACUCGCUCUCAUGACAGCUCGCCAUGCUCCCGCCCAUCGGGGGAGGCCAAGGAGGCCCGUCACAGUAACAGCUCAGACGGGCUCCUUGACCGGGGAGCCCCUCUAGAAGAGGAGGGGGCAGUGCCAGGAUUGCAGGGGGCGUUGCGAUCCAGAGGAACAAACGCCCCCCCGGCGGUGAACAAGACCUCGGAAGGGGCAUGGAGAGGAGGCGGUGCGGGACGAGGGCGGGGCUACAGUGACCUUCUGCUGGAUUAUGUGCUGACCAAACAGCGACAGCAUUCUCAGCCGAUCACAUUGCACCAGCCGCCACAGUACAACGGGCACGCCGCCCAGCCCCCCUCAGGAGCCCCGCCCACUUACCAUAUCCACAUGGGAGAGCAGCGCCGCGUUAAAGUCACCCGCACCAAAUCCUGCGGCCCGUUCCUUCCUGUCACCGAGGCCCACAUCCAGCCGGACCCCCACCCUCACCUGUUGCCCCCACAGCCCUCUCAGCUGGGUCCCACCCAGGACGCACACCUCGAGGAUGCUACCAGAAGCCUUCACAAGGCCCUCGCUUUGGAAGGACUGAGGGACUGGUACCUGAGGAACACAAUAGGCUCCUCCCACUCUAAUCAGGCCAAUGGGAAGGUCAAAGGUCAGACUGGAGCUCUUCAACGCAGACGGACGACUCAUGGCGUCCUACCGCAGCCUAACUAUCAGACGGAGGCGGGACCUCGGGCCGUACCACACAGCAAGAAGGGGGCGCUGCCCCAUUCUGUCACUUUCCACGGACACCCACUGCACGCCAGGUCUGCGGACAGCUCGCUCUAUCUUGACUCCGCCCUUCCCCACAAACAGGACACGUCUCUCAGAGAAGCACCAGCGGAACCAGCAUCACCAGGGACUCUGGUCUGACCCAUCAGGAUGCUGAAGGGGGGGGCCGUAUGGAUGGAUCAAAAUGGCCGACGCUACUUCAGGAAAUGGGUGGUGGCUCCGAGCCUUUGUAUGCUGCCGCCUCAGGGACCGCAACCUUUCACAUUUCGUGACCAUAACCCAAAGACUCCGCCCACCAGCCCCAAAGCUUCUUCCAGUUGCAGAAGAAAAAGCAAUAAGCAGGUUCAACCUGAAGCACAUCCGCUUGUAAACAUGGCAGCCAUGUUGGCUUUGAUGUUUUCUACAACGCUUUGAAUCAAUCAGGACACCUGGUGACAUCAUCACAUGAUGACAUCACUGACUCAGGCCACUCCCUUCAGGUGUGGGCGUGUUCUUCAUAGGUGACAGCCAACAAUGAAUGAGAGGAACAAUGUUUUUAUUUAUUUGACCAAUCAGCUGAUGUGACAAUCACAUGACGAAGACGAUCACUUUGGUUAUUAUUGAUUAAUGAUGACUAUUUAAAUAACGCUGUGGUCACAUGACACGUCCCUCACGUCAUCAGUUUGUGUUAUUGCCGCAAAUGUUUAGAACUUAGCUAAGUCCCGCCCACCCUGUCACCUUUUUGAUUGCUGCUGAGGACUGACUGAUUUUAUAACUUGUGAUGACAUCACUGUGACAGCAGCGGUCAUGUGACCACAGCAUGCACACAGGUGAAUAUUUAAAGAAACCAGCUGUCCUAAUGGACCAACCAGGAUUGUCUGCCAUUGUGACGUCAUGGCUCCUGCUGCUGUGACGUGUUCAGGUGCACUGCUUUGUACAGUUCAUGUAUCUUUGAAAAACUGCACAUGUUUAAAAAAAAAAAAGAAACAAUCUUUUUCUAACUUUUUGGACUCAUUUGUACUUUUUCACACUUUCAUGACAACACAUUUUAUGUAAAUUAAAUUAAAUUGUCUGUUGCAAAUAAACCUU
Doryrhamphus excisus (bluestripe pipefish) is the source of this 2811-nucleotide messenger RNA. RefSeq names its product coiled-coil domain containing 120a (gene ccdc120a). Lineage: Eukaryota; Metazoa; Chordata; Actinopteri; Syngnathiformes; Syngnathidae. The record is from RefSeq and is a predicted model, not a curated record.